Molecule: messenger RNA, 159 nt
Organism: Acaulospora colombiana
Lineage: Eukaryota; Fungi; Glomeromycota; Glomeromycetes; Diversisporales; Acaulosporaceae
Source: the annotation of a GenBank genome assembly
AUGAUAAAAUAUGGUAAUGUAAAGGCUGCCAUAUAUCUGCAGAGGUAUAAAUAUAGCUUUAUUCAAAGUUCUAGGGAAAAGAUCACUGCUUCCGAUUAUUAUAACGAUAAUGGUAAAGAAAUGGGUGAUUAUGCAAGAGAAACACUGCCCGAUGCUUAA